UGGGAUUUUCUGCUCCGCGAACAGUGAAGAUGGAUAUCGACGACGACGCCGAUCCGGUCGUCCAGAGGCUCCCCAUUCGCUUCAGCAAUGCGCUCGCACCGAAUGUGCAGAUUCACCAAUUCCCCCUCAUGACCAGGCCCCUGCAGCCGCCGCCUGCAGCGAGGAGUAGCGGCAAGCGGAUCCGUGCGCGCGUGAAGCCCAAUGCGCGAAGGAUGGAGAUACACGUCCCUGCGGAUACGAGGCCAGAAGUCUGGAAUGCAGAGCGUGGACGUGAUCUGGGGGCGGCGCGCGUUGAGGACGACCGCGAGAAGAAUCAGGAGGAGAGCAGCAGAAGUAACGCCGAACCUCGACUGAGCGAGGUACGCCUUCGCAGCGAGGAAGUCCCGCACAAGGGGGUGUACAUGCUAGGCGUAGUCAGGGAAGGCGAGCUGCACCUCCACCCGAUCAGCCAGACGCACCAAUUCCGCCCAACCCUCACCUACCUGGAUUACCUCUCGCGAAAAUCGAAGAAACGCGGGGGAGGGGACUCCGACUCAGAAGACGACGGCCCUCCCCCCGAUCCAGACGAGCCCGCACCUCCCCCACCACCGAAGAAGGAAAAGAAGAAGACCGGUGGCGAGACGCGCGAGGUGCAGGUCAGCGCGCGCAAGAAUGAGGAGCGCAACGGCGUUCUCAUGCAGGGGAAUAUCACCGCCUGGCGACGCGAGAUGCUGCAGCAGAUGCAUGCGGAAGAGGACGAAGAGUGGACGGGUCUGGACUUCCAGGAUGAGAAUAGCGCUGCCGCGGAGGAUACUUUCGAGAAGUUAUUCUCGCAAAAGCCUGGCCCCUUGCAGUUCAAGAGCGAGCUGACCGAACUCAUGCGCGACAUUCAGCAAGACGUGUAGCCUUAUUGUAUUCUGCAUCGUCGUCUGCUGUACUCAUUCCUGCCUGAGAAGGCAAUAUAUCUGCUUCGACCGGA
Schizophyllum commune H4-8 is the source of this 958-nucleotide messenger RNA. RefSeq lists its product as uncharacterized. Gene Ontology annotation, biological process: DNA-templated transcription. The coding region runs from base 30 to 884 and encodes 284 amino acids. Lineage: Eukaryota; Fungi; Basidiomycota; Agaricomycetes; Agaricales; Schizophyllaceae. The record is from RefSeq and is a predicted model, not a curated record. The transcript is spliced from 3 exons. Gene Ontology annotation, cellular component: nucleus; RNA polymerase III complex.